AUGGAUAGGGAAUUGAUCAAUGAAAUCGUGGAGGGUGCGCCUUCCUUCUGGAGAUCAAUUAUCACGCCACACCUGUUCCAAGAUCUUGAACAGUUACGAUUAUCAGUCAAGUUUCAUGAAGAUUCACUCCUCAAUAUGGGAGGAGCCAAGGAAAACACUCAACAAAGUCCUUAUAAUCCUUUUAGGAACGUACACGUCAACUUGGUAGGAUGGACCAAAGCGACUUCGAACCCUCAAUUCCCAAAAGACGACUCUAAUGUUUCACUGCAUGGAAUGCUGGAUGAAAAAGGUGCCCGUCCUUGCAGACAUUGUGGUAGCAGAAAGCAUUGGGACAGGGAUUGCAAAUACACCAGAAAGGGAGAAAAACGCGCUAGAGCGAACAUGGUUACAACCGCAGCAGAAGACGAGCAAGCACAGGAGGAUUAUGACAAUGCCUAUUACAAAUGA
Messenger RNA from Laccaria bicolor S238N-H82, 447 nucleotides. RefSeq lists its product as uncharacterized. The record is from RefSeq and is a predicted model, not a curated record. The coding region runs from base 1 to 447 and encodes 148 amino acids. Lineage: Eukaryota; Fungi; Basidiomycota; Agaricomycetes; Agaricales; Hydnangiaceae. The transcript has 2 exons.